Molecule: messenger RNA, 1239 nt
Organism: Diceros bicornis minor
Lineage: Eukaryota; Metazoa; Chordata; Mammalia; Perissodactyla; Rhinocerotidae
Product: transcription initiation factor TFIID subunit 4
Exons: 4
Coding region: 1-1239 (412 amino acids)
Source: RefSeq, a predicted model, not a curated record
AUGGGCGUGGAAAUGACCAGGGCCUCAUCCUGUUCGUCGCACAGCCUCCUAGGAGACACUAGCCCUCGGGCUGAGGGGCGGUGGGACAACAGAGGCGGCUCCGGUCUAAAGAGGGUUCUCCCCGCGGCGCUCUCAGGCGGGGGCGGGAGACACUCCGGGGAUUUGAAUGCAAACAAAGCGGCGGCGCUGGGAGCGUGGCGGAGCCCGGCCUGCGGACGCCCCCUGUCGGCCUACUCCUCCCAGGGCGGGGGACACUGGGGCAGCCCCGGCGGUGGGGGUGGAGGGGUGCGGGACCCAGGCGGCGCGACCCCCACCCUGGCCCACCCCAAACGGCGGGCCGCGAACGGCGCUCCCGCGGCUGCAGGGCGAGCGCUCCAGCCGGGGACCGGGCGGCCCGGCUCAGGUCGGGAGCUGGCUUUCCAGGACAAGCCGCCCUCCCAGCGGAACGAGCGCGCCGGCGAGGGGCCGCGUCCGCGCCUCGGGACCCUAAGGCUGCGGGCACUGCUCGCCCCGCUCCCGAGCCCCCGCGAGGCAGCCCGCGGGGGGCGCACGAAGGAUCUCGGGCGGACAGCUGUCCCCGCCGCUGCCGCUCCCUGCACCCCCCGACCCUGUCCCUCGCGCGUGCGGCGGCCCCAGCCCGAGUCGGGGGACAAAGCGGCCGCCCCGGGGCUCCGGCCCCGCGCAGCCCUGGCCUCACUCACCUCUUCUUCGCGGCUUGAAUCCCUGGGCGCCGCCCUCGCGUUCGCCUCCGACCACGGUCCGCCCCUACCCGCGCGCCGCCGCCCGCCCGCGCUCGCCCGCCCUCCUCCGCUGCCCCUCUGCCACCGCCCCUCGGGCCCGGCUCGGCUCGGCGCCCCUGGGCUCGGGCUCCCCGCGCCACCGCGGCGGGCGCCGGCUCUUUCUCCACCGCCGCGGCUCUCCGCCCCCUCCCCCCUGACGUCAGGCGGGGGGGUCGAGCAGAGGCCGGGGGCGGGACGCGAAGGCCCGCCCAGGAGGGGGCUGCGACCCGCUGCGACCCGCCGGCCCCCCCGCUCCCGGGCCGGGGGCUCGGAUCCCCAGCCCCUGCUGGUGCCCUGCCGCCCCGCGCCUCGCAGUCGCGGUCUGCGCCACAGCGCCGGGAGGUGGGGCGGGGGAGGGACUCCGGGCAUCGCCAUGGGGGAAUCGGACUCACCCGGUCUUUCUGAAGUGUCCCCCAAGGCCAACCGCGGGCUGGGCGGCCGGGCUCGGGAAUGGGGCUGA